Molecule: messenger RNA, 1527 nt
Organism: Venustampulla echinocandica
Lineage: Eukaryota; Fungi; Ascomycota; Leotiomycetes; Helotiales; Pleuroascaceae
Exons: 3
Coding region: 1-1527 (508 amino acids)
Molecular function (GO): iron ion binding; heme binding; oxidoreductase activity, acting on paired donors, with incorporation or reduction of molecular oxygen, reduced flavin or flavoprotein as one donor, and incorporation of one atom of oxygen
Source: RefSeq, a predicted model, not a curated record
AUGGAAUCUUUUAUGAAUUCCGGCUCGAGGAUGCGAGCCAUUUGGCUGUGUGGUGCCCUUUCGGUCAUUGUUGCAGUUCGUAUCCUACUAGCCCGACUUCGAAUAUCUCGUAGGCGGCGAGUGCUAGUUGCUACAGCGGGCUGCAAGCUACCGCCUUCAUACCCACACAGAGACCCCUUUGGCUUUGAUAUGGUCACAGAAAGCAUCGACGCGUUCAAAUCGAAGACAUUCCUUGCCCGCCAGUGCUUGCAAUAUGAGGUGCACGGGACAACCUUCUCCUCGCGCUACUUGCACCAGACCAUUAUCAAUACCAUCGACCCUGAGAACAUACAAAGUGUAUUAUCCACGGACUUCGACAACUACGGCAUAGGAUGGCGGCGCAAGGAUGCAUUCGAGCCACUACUAGGGAAAAGUCUCUUUCAACUAGAUGGACAUGCGUGGGCUGCGUCUCGAGCGCUCUUGCGGCCAGCUUUUGGCAAAACCCAGGUGAACAAUCUGAACAUGUUUGAGACGCAUGUCAAGCAUCUGGUGGAAGCAAUAAAAACGAGAACCAUGGAAACAGGCCAGGCAGACCUUGCACCGCUCUUCGUUUGUUUGUCUGCAGACUUGACCACAGAGUUCAUCCACGGCAAAUCCCUUGGAUCUUUAAAGAACGAGAGUGACGAGAACGACAAGAAUUUCUUCGAGGCAAUCAAAAAGGCCGGGAAGGCGUGCGAGGAACGAUGGCAGCUAGGCCUACUAGGCAAAUUCUUUCCUCAGCGCGAAUUUUAUUCCAACGUCAAGAAAGUAAACACGUAUAUGGAUCAACUUAUCGACAACGCCCUGGAAGACGAGUCUGCGCGGAAAGAAGGCUCACGGUACGAUUUCCUUGCCAACCUCUCACGAGUCACCACGGACAAGAAAGUUUUGCAGGACGAGAUGUGCAUGCUGUUCAUUGCUGGAACAGACGCUCUGUCGUCUAUGCUGACGAACCUGUUCUUCCUAAUCGGAAGAUCCCCAGAUAUCUGGAGCAAGCUGCGGAAAGAAGUCGAAUUCUUGGAAGGCCGACCGCCGACCAUAAAAGAGCUGAAAGGGCUUAAGUAUCUCCAGUCUUGCCUGAAUGAAUCGUUGCGGUUACUUCCUGUUUUACCCAACGAUUCUCGUAUUGCCAACGAAGAUACCACCCUUCCUGUUGGAGGUGGGGCAGACGGUAAAUCGCCAGUGUUUGUCCCAUCCGGUGCUAUGGUCACAUUCAGCAUCAUGGCGCUCCAGCGCCGAAAGGACCUCUGGGGUGCGGAUGCUGAGGAUUUCCGACCUGAGCGGUGGGAGAAAGAAGAGGAGAAGGCCUCCUGGAAAUUCGUCCCAUUCCUUAAGGGUCCUCGAAUUUGUCUUGGGCACGAGCUUGCAAUAAAUGAGGCGGGCUACGUGCUGGCUAGAAUGGCGCAGGAAUUCGAGAAGCUGAGUAGGGUUGAUGAUGAUCCAUGGGUGGAGAGUGUUUCCAUCGGGACGACCUCAGCAAACGGAGCGAAGGUGGUUGCGGUGUUCUGA